Molecule: messenger RNA, 1587 nt
Organism: Loa loa (African eye worm)
Lineage: Eukaryota; Metazoa; Nematoda; Chromadorea; Rhabditida; Onchocercidae
Exons: 11
Coding region: 114-1415 (433 amino acids)
Source: RefSeq, a predicted model, not a curated record
GUUCCAUCGGUCUCGACGGGAUUUCUCAUCUUUAUGCUGUUGGAUGUGGCUUUCCAGGUGUUCCAGGGUUUCCUUCCGCAGCAAUCCGGAAUUGCUGUUUUAGAAUUUAAUCCAUGAGUGGAGAAUGUGUUGUGUUGGAAAGUGCGCUUAAAACAUCAACUUCCAAUUAUUGCACUUCAUUCGAUGAACUUCUGAAAAGAAUUUCCAAUUUGAGGCAAAACCAGCUUACAUUUGACAAGGAUUUUGAAGUUAUCUCGAAUCAUGAACGGAAGUGGUGUAAGCUUUUUGCCGAUUUUAUUGCUGGAAGCACUUAUUGCAAUGCGAAAAAUUGUGCUGCGCAUAGCGAUGAUAUGCUCUGGUACGUAUCUAUGCAGCAACUCAAUCGAGACUUUUGCAUUGGUCAGGAAGAUGGUCAGCUUCAAGUAUACAGACGUCAAAGUCCUAAUAAACCGGUGCUCAAUGAUCCCUUGAUAAAUUGGGAAGAAACCGUUUGUCUAAACCUCAUCCUUCAACAGUUGGAUUUUCAAGUCACUUGUGCUGUUUGCAUUAAAACCAGUCCGCAGAAUUUGCAGAUUUUGCGUAAAAAUUGCCAACGGGUAUACCCAUCACCAAGUAAACGACGGAUGGAUAGCAAGGGUGAAUGCGAAGAAAUCACUUAUCCAAAAAUCUAUUUCGCGAUAGAUGACUUUGAACAGAUCUUUAGUGAUGUAGUUGUUCGUGAUGGUGAAUGCGUAUGCGUUGAACUGGUAGCGAGGGAUAGGCGCAAAAAUUGUGAAGCAGUUAUUUUUCUUGGUUCAAUUCGAUAUGAAGUUCUGAAGCAAGCGUACGAUUCACGAGCAUCUUUCUCUUGGCAGUGGGCGCAGAAGCUCAUCACUCCCAAUCAGCGACGCCGCGAAUUCGUUCGAAUGAGAGGACCACAUGGGAAAGGGUAUGCAGAAAUGGCGGUCAUGCGUCUUGCAAACUGUGGCUAUGAAACUCCUGUGUCAGAGCAGUCAUUAAAUUUUGAAGAUUUAGGACAGUGCGGGAUGCGACGCAUGUCUGAUACGAAUUUAAGUCAUUAUCCAAAACGAUUGACAAUGACGCCUGGAUUAUCAGAAGGGUAUGAUGCCAGCAGAGGACGACGGUGGCAAAGUGAAACGGACACUCUAAAUCAAUAUCGAGAAGUUGAAGCUAAUAGUAUCGAUGACGUGUUAAAUGAAGGCAUGAUGAGUCGUCUGUGGUCGGUUCGAGGCUUUGGUCAAGCAUGGCACUGGCUUCGAGAGAAGCGACGAGCUGAAAGCAUGCCACUGAAUGCAUUCCUGACGUACAUUACUCUUCCGUGGUCGACUGUCCUUGACGAUUUACUUAUGGAACGACCUCGCCGACCAAUUCUUACUUUUGACCUGGAUAACUUGGAAGUGAAGUCUGACCAGUAAUAUUUAAUGGUUUAAAUUUUUCAGAUAUUGUUUUUGAGAGCUUUUUAUAUGUGAGGUGUUAAUUUAUUCAGUUUUUACUUAUGUAUUAUGAAACACACUUUGUCUUCUCAGAGCUGUCAACGAUGCUGUCUACCUUUUGAUAAGUGAUACAAUCUGAAAUAUCGGGUCUCAG